GCAGCCGCUGCGCUUUGCGGGACCCCAUCUCCAGGUUCCACACGCACCCUUAGAAUAGCCUCGCUGUUCUCCCCCUCGCGCUCUCUUUUUCUUUCUCUCUCUCUCUCUAUCUCUGUCUUUUGCUCGCUCUCUACCUCUCGCACACACCUGGCAUCGAACCCCCGGGGGAGAAAAGAAGAGAACGUAGAACGCGACGCUUCCGGACAAAAAGUUUAUGGCCGGCCGCUUUCAAAGGAGAUUGGUACUGUAUUUCUUUUGAGGCACUAGUCGAUGGAUUUAUCACUCACAAUACAACAACAUUUUAUUUACACCUACUAGCCCCUGCUCAUCGACCCCAGCCUCUCCUCCACCCAGGCCUCUCCCAGUUGCUACUCACCCCAGGCUGUGCUGUCUCUCCCCAGGCUAGAAAUCGUGUGAAGCAUGGGUGACUGGAGCUUUCUGGGGCGGCUGCUGGAGAACGCUCAAGAACACUCCACCGUGAUUGGCAAGGUCUGGUUGACAGUUCUCUUCAUAUUCCGUAUACUCGUCUUGGGGGCGGCUGCGGAGGAGGUGUGGGGUGACGAGCAGUCUGACUUCACCUGCAACACCCAGCAGCCCGGUUGCGAGAACGUGUGUUACGACGAAGCGUUCCCCAUCUCGCACAUCCGCUUCUGGGUGCUGCAGAUCAUCUUCGUGUCCACACCCACCCUCAUCUACCUGGGCCACGUGCUGCACAUCGUCCGCAUGGAGGAGAAGCGCCGCGAGAAGGAGGAAGAGCUGAGGAAGGCCAGCCGGCACCUGGAGGAGAGGGACCCGCUGUACAGGAACGGCGACGGAGGAGGAAGCAGAGGAGGAGGUAGAGGGAAAAAGGAGAAGCCUCCAAUCAGAGAUGAGCACGGUAAAAUCCGCAUACGGGGGGCUCUCCUGCGCACGUACGUCUUCAAUAUUAUCUUCAAGACGUUGUUUGAGGUGGGCUUCAUCCUGGGCCAGUACUUCCUGUAUGGAUUCCAGCUCAGGCCCCUGUAUAAGUGUGGGCGCUGGCCCUGCCCCAACACAGUGGACUGCUUUAUCUCCCGUCCCACCGAGAAGACAAUCUUCAUCAUCUUCAUGCUGGUGGUGGCCUGCGUCUCACUGCUGCUCAACCUGCUGGAGAUAUACCACCUGGGGUGGAAGAAGGUGAAGCAGGGGGUCACCAACGAGUUUGCCCCCGACCGCAUGUCGCUCCCCCUGGCCAGAGACGAGGCGGUCGAGUCCAACAUGAUACAAGACGGGGUUGCCCGCCCGGCCCUGAACUGCCUGCCUACGUAUGGCGGCGUGAAUGUGGUGUACCAGCCGAACGAGCAGGCCAACGCCAUGGCUACCUCAUCCGAGCAGCAGGUGCCGGCGGAGCUCAAGAUGGACCCGUUCCAGGAAGACUUCCUGCUGGAGGCUCCACCCACAUCCUUCUACGGCAGCGAGGGCGGCGGCAGCCACCAGCACCUGGCAGUGGAGCAGAACUGGGCCAACACGGCCGCGGAGCGGCAGACUCUCGACGCGGCCAAGUCCUCCUUCUACCCUCCUGCUCCCUCCUCUCCUUCACCCUCCUCCUCUUCCCCCACCUCCUCCUAUCCUGACCAGGAGCAGUCGUCCCUUCACCCGGACGCCGCCCCUCCAAUACCCGACUCCCGUUCCUCCACCCUCCCCCUGGGGGAGUCGAGAAGGAGCCAGGAGCACCAGCUUCCGGAAGAGGUGGAAGAGGCGACACCGCCGACACCGCUUGACGACGUAAUGGUCACCCGGGUGGAGAUGCACGAGCCGCCCGUUGUCAUGGCGGGGGACACCCGUAGGCUGAGCAGGGCCAGCAAGACCAGCAGCGUUCGCGCCCGGCCUGACGACCUCGCCGUGUAACACACACACACACGCGUUUACACUCUCACACACACACCUACACACAUUCACACCGUCACAUACAUACACAAGCAGACCCUUAUCCAACACCGCGCCCCGCUGCCUCUGGGUUCUAAACAGGCUACGAUUACCAGGCGCUAAAUGUUGUUUGAAGUACAGAGGUGACAUGGGAGAGAUCAGGGCUCUGGAGGCGGGAUGCCCUUGAUAUUAGUCUCUAUAAAAAAAAGUUCCUUUAUCUGGAGAUGCAAUCCAUGAGGUGAGGCCUAACUGGGUGCUUCACGGUUCUGAGUUGCCAACGUGUGUGAAGAAGGCACACAGUCACAGUUUGCAGAGAACAUGCGAUGAAAGGGUUAGAGAUAUUGGACUAACUAGUUUGGGAGGUUAGUGGCAUUUCAGAUGAAUAUAAUUCAGCAUUGUUUUAUUUCUUUUUUGAUGGGAGACAUCCGAAGAGAGGUUUGCACUUUUGUUUCCCCCCACCCCCCACUUUCUUUUUUUUUCUGGUGAUGAACCCUUUACGAUGAAGAAGGUGUGGCCUAUAGUCUCUUCCUAGUGGCUGUCUGUCAGCCUCGUGGCUGUCUGUCUCUCUGCCUCGUGGCUGUCUGUCUGUCCAUUCCAUGCUCACCUUGCCUAUUAAGCUCAAUGAAGAGAGGGAUGCUCUGACGAUGUGGCACAGCGGGGAGAGAGGGGUUUGGGUACCUGGGUAGCACUUUAAUAAAUGACUAGAUAUUUACAUACAAAUGACAUAUUCAUUACACAAUAAUAACCUAUCAAUUACUUGUAAAAAAACACCACUAGGCACCUUUUGGUACCAAGUACUUAGCAGUUUACACGCUAAUAACAUGUUAUGUACCAUGUAAUACCAGGUCAAUACCAGUGUAGACAGCAGCUGGGAGCUGUAGUGUGUAGCCUUACCAGCGUGUAUCUUCUGCCCACGUUACCACUGAGAACCCAACCUGAGGUCUUUAGGCUCCACAUGCUUUGUGUGUGUGUACACGUUUGUGCGCGUGCGUGUGUGUGUACAACGUGUGUGUGCGCGCCGGAUACAGCAUCAAGUCUCGUUUCAAUGUUUCCAAAAACAUUUAUGCAGUUACAUCAGGGUAAAUUAUAUAUAUGUAAAUAUAAUACAUAAGUAUAUAUACGGUAUACAAUAUUAUACAUAUAGAAUUAUGACUUAUAAAAACCAAUACUGACGCUUGUGUUUGCAGUGUGUUAACAAAGUGUGUGUCCUCAUCGUAAAUAAAUUCAGCAGAUUAAAGACUGCCGGGGCCCACUGGUAUUUGGUAUGGGAUUAGUUUCAGCAUAGCGCUCAGCUAGUUAUUGUAGAGUAGGCCAUAGUAUUGCUAGAAGGUAGAUUGAUAAGCAAUAGGAUUUAAAGCAAUUAGAUUUCUUUGUUUGUAACUGGAUCAUAACAGCAAUAUUAACAGGAAUGUGCAUUUCCCUGUUCUUUUUUUAAAACUCCUGCCAGUUAUUUUUUAACCAGAAAAAUGGCUCAUAACAUGCAGUUGUAUUUAUUUUUAGGUAUCCGGUUCUGUUUUCCCAAAUUCAGUUCCUUUAGUUGUCAUCUAACAUUCAGGAAAGAGGAUAGCAAGAACACAAUGUUUUGAUUUUGUGUUUGUUUUAAACAAGGGUCAAUUUUGUUACUGUGAAACUACAACUCACAACAAUUGGCCAAUGGGCUUUUAAACCCAUAACUUUUAACAUUGUUAUGAUGAAAUCACAUGUUAUCCUACCACGACUUAGGGUGUCCUCCCUCAAGCAACAUGAAGCCGGGGCACUUCAAUUUUGGCACUUAAAAUAAAAACAGAUAGUUGGGAUUCUCACAGUAUAUUUGAGCAUUGUACAAAGGCUGUUUCCCCCCUAAACUAUUCUCCGGCUCUUCCUUCCUUUUCUCUUUUUCGCUCUCUCUACACACACAUACAAACAUAUAGGGGUAUAUUUAGGGAUGGAGGGGGUUUAAACUAAUACUGUCAAUGCUCUUGCUGUGCGCUGCUGUAUGUUGUGUGAACAUGCCUUGAGAAUCAGGUCUGCUGUAAGUUGCGUUACAUUUUGCCACACAAAAUAAAAUCCAAGUGCCUCAAAUCCUUUUAAAAACUAUUGGGUACAGGAUUAUAUUAUUUCUAUAGUUCCUUCAGGAGGUGGAUAUAUCAACCAUUCAUUCUACAGGUGACUGGAUCUGUGACGUUGUAAUCCUAAAUGCCAAAAUCCAAUAAUUAGGUCAGCAGUCCACCAAAGAGAGAAAAACUAAAAUGCCAACCAAACAAAUUUUGUCAAGAGUUGUUGAAAGAGUACUGUUAACUUACAAUUUCUGCUGAGAAAAAGUUUUUAUAACCUUGUUGUUUUUCGGUUGUUUAUUAAAGUUUAUACUCUUUAGUAUGUAGAUAAAGAUUUGCACAGUUUAGACAGAAUGCUGUUCUAAGACAAUUAUAGCAGUAGAAGAGAUACAAUAGUGAAGGACAUCUCACAAAAAAGGAUGUCUGGAUAUUUUUUAAAGUAUUUAUAUUUAUGAGAUAAUUAAAAAAGAAAACAAACUCAAAAUUUGAUUUUGAAAAUAGUAUUGAUUGUUUUUUGUCUUAAAUUGAUUGGUGAGGUGUUUGGCUAGGUUAAAGUUCUACACCACUGUUGUGUCCUGCACCCCCACCCACCCUUUGGAAAACUGACAUUUUGUUGGACUUUUGGAAUCUCUGGUGUGGAGCCAGAUGUAAUUGGCCAGUGAGGCAGGGAAGGAGAUUUAGACACGCUCAGAGCAGAUAUACCCAUUGUGAAAUCACUGUCUAUGAAGAGAAGUGCCUUGUGUCUCACCUUUUGUAAGAACAUGUUGAUGUAAAUGUUCAUUUACCUCAAAUGUUUACAAAAAUGUUACUGA
This is a messenger RNA of Esox lucius (northern pike), 4729 nucleotides long. Its product is annotated as gap junction alpha-3 protein-like. Gene Ontology annotation, cellular component: connexin complex. The record is from RefSeq and is a predicted model, not a curated record. Bases 421 to 1866 code for a protein of 481 amino acids. The transcript is spliced from 4 exons. Gene Ontology annotation, biological process: cell communication. Lineage: Eukaryota; Metazoa; Chordata; Actinopteri; Esociformes; Esocidae.